AUGGAUAAUAGAGUUAUUAAUGAUGAAGAAACGUUUUAAGAGUUCAAGAAAUAAUACCUUGAACAGAGUCACUCAAAAAAGUAUGAAGUUGAACUAACUAAGAGUUGCUCUGAGUAAUCUAGUCCUGAUUUAUAAAUUAGGCAAAAAUAAGAAGAGGAAAAAAAAUAAGGAUAUAAAUUAAUUGAAAAACUACAGAAUUCAUAAGAAUAAAACAAUUUUAUCGAUUAGCUACUCCUGCCCUUUCUACUCGAGUAGAUCAAAAUUAACAAGGCUGACUUCAUUGAUAAAAGUAUCAGCUUUUACUAGAAAAAUAGAUAAGAGAAUGAUUUAAAAAUGAUUGAAUAGCACUCUGAUCAUUUAAAGGCAGCAGCAUUCAUGAAAUGCUAACAGUUGGCAAUUGAUUUGAUUAAUUCUAAAAACAACUUUAGAUUGCCUUCUGUAGCUUCGCAUCAAUCUCUUCAAGCUUAAAUACCAUUAGCUUCCAAUAUUUCUCGUUAAAACUCUCUUGCUCCAUCAAUGAAUCAUCGUCAACCAUCUUUUAAUAGAGGAGAUGUCACUGAUAUAAGAAACACUGAUUCAACGAUUUAAAUUCAACAAAGACGUUAUAGUAGUAUAGUCCAACCUGACAAUAUUCGGUCUGCUAGAGUAACAAAUGUUGGGUUUCAAUAGCAAAGAGUGUCACUUUCGAGAUUAGCUGGUUUAGAUCAAGAAAGGGUAUUCCGGAAUUAAUUAUAGGAAGAUCUUGAGGAAAGAUUCAAUCAAACCUUUGAUUUAAGGUAAAAAGAUAAUGGCAUGAAUCCCUUCGAAAACUAUGUAUAAUAAUGA
Molecule: messenger RNA, 825 nt
Organism: Stylonychia lemnae
Lineage: Eukaryota; Ciliophora; Spirotrichea; Sporadotrichida; Oxytrichidae
Source: the annotation of a GenBank genome assembly